This is a messenger RNA of Mycosarcoma maydis (corn smut), 612 nucleotides long. RefSeq lists its product as uncharacterized. The record is from RefSeq and is a predicted model, not a curated record. Gene Ontology annotation, molecular function: protein kinase binding; protein kinase inhibitor activity; double-stranded RNA binding. Gene Ontology annotation, cellular component: nucleolus. Gene Ontology annotation, biological process: negative regulation of protein kinase activity. The transcript is spliced from 2 exons. Lineage: Eukaryota; Fungi; Basidiomycota; Ustilaginomycetes; Ustilaginales. The coding region runs from base 1 to 612 and encodes 203 amino acids.
AUGUCUCUAUCGCCCCAUCCAAACGAGGCGUCUUCUUCACGAAGCACUAACAUGAACACCGAUUUGACCACGCUAGGCAAGAGAGCCAAAUUGUCGCCUCACGAGAGGCAAGCACACGCAAUUUCAAAGUUGCUCGCCAACCCAGACAAAGAGAUUCGCAUCCCGGACGGUCCAAAAGAAAAGUCAAUACGAGCGCCACGAGAUGUGAUGAAGAAUGUGAGCGGCUCGAGUGCUGGUGCUGGAUCAGGCGAAUUUCACAUCUACAAGCAUCAACGUCGGCGAGAGUACGAGCGAAUCCAACUCAUGGAGGAACAGAACAGGAAGCUCUCGGAGCAAGAAGAAUUUGAUCGCAAACGUGCUCAGGCUCAGCAGAAGGACGAGGCGAAAACAGACAAGAACCGCGCCAAGCGCGAGAAGAAGAAGCUGGCCGCCAUCAAAGCACAAGCGGCCGCCAAAGCCAAGCAUACAUCCAAAGCGUCUGAAGCCAGGUCGCAUCAGCCAGACGAAGAACCGGAAUCCAAGAAACAGCGCUUGCACAACGAAGCGGUACAAAGGCUCAAUUUCAAACGCAAAACGGAUUCAUUGUACCCUUCGGGCGACGAAGAUGCAUAA